Molecule: messenger RNA, 1569 nt
Organism: Adelges cooleyi (spruce gall adelgid)
Lineage: Eukaryota; Metazoa; Arthropoda; Insecta; Hemiptera; Adelgidae
Product: transcriptional repressor protein YY1-like
Exons: 7
Coding region: 109-1263 (384 amino acids)
Biological process (GO): regulation of transcription by RNA polymerase II
Cellular component (GO): transcription regulator complex; PcG protein complex
Molecular function (GO): RNA polymerase II cis-regulatory region sequence-specific DNA binding; DNA-binding transcription factor activity, RNA polymerase II-specific
Source: RefSeq, a predicted model, not a curated record
CGUCGUCCACCUUCGCGCGCGCACCGCGGUCGCCAUUUUUUCUCGCGCGUAAGUCGCUCGGACGUGCGUGCGACAUAUUUUUUUUUUGUAUAAACAAUAACAAACAAAAUGGCGUCGCCGGCAGAUUACAUGAAACCGGACUUGGACGCCGUUAAGUUGGAGCACAUACCUGUGGAGAUGCCGUGCGAAAUUGUAGAAACCACUGUGGUCGACCAAAACGGCCGGCACCUGAUCAUGGCGCCCGUCCAAGGAGGAGGCCUGGUGAAGAACGAAAACGCAAUGCUCCUGCAAGCGACCACCAUCGGCGGCGGCGGCCAGCAUCAGGACCACGAAGACGGUCAGCUCACCUACGUGUACGAGAGUGUCAUCCCGCAGGAACUGUACGCCGAACCCGAAAGUCCAGGACCGUCCAGAAACAGGUUUAAAAAAGAAAAUGUCGAAGACCAUUUUCUGGUGCAAACCGUUCCGUCGCCGCCCGAACCGGUUGCGAUCGGCCGACCCAGGAAGUGGGAACAGAAACAAGUACAAAUCAGAACGCUGGAAGGAGAAUUUUCCGUAACGAUGUGGGCGUCCGGAACCGACGAUGAUUACAUUUUAGAAGAGGUAAGCAAUCCGGAACCGGAUCCUGAUCCCGAUUAUGAAGAAUACAUGACCGAACAGACUGUUACUGAAGAAAUUCCUCAAAUUAACCUCAGCGAUCCCAAACAACUAGCCGACUUUGCUAGACCCGGACACAAAACGAAAGUUAAAAAAUCUUACGGUCAAGAGAUGAUGGACCGAACUAUUGCUUGUCCGAAUAAAAACUGCUCAAAAAUGUUUCGUGAUAAUUCGGCGAUGCGCAAACAUCUACACACGCACGGACCUCGUGUACACGUUUGCGCUGAAUGCGGAAAGGCGUUUGUCGAAAGUUCAAAACUUAAACGCCAUCAGUUAGUCCAUACGGGAGAAAAACCUUUCCAGUGUACAUUCGAAGGAUGCGGCAAGAGAUUCUCGUUGGAUUUCAACCUUAGAACACACGUUAGGAUACACACGGGCGAUCGACCGUACGUUUGUCCAUUUGACGCUUGCAACAAAAAGUUUGCACAAUCUACUAAUUUAAAAUCGCACAUCUUAACACAUGCCAAAGCAAACCGACACAUGUCACGACCGAGGCCUAGUUCGAAUAGGUCAAUAAACCAAGUACAAGACGACAUUAACCAACAAUACGUUAAUGUUGAAAUACCUGAAGUCGACCAUCAACAUUUUAUCGUGUACGCCGAAUAGGAGUAACCAUUCUAAACGAAAUAACGUGUUGAUGGUUGUGCAGUUAUCUUCUCCGUGACUGAUCUUAAACAUAAUUAUUAUAACUAUUAGCAUGAUUUCUGUGCUGAAUUUAUGUACAUAUCUAUAUUUUAAAUAUAAGCAAACAUAGAUUUAUCUUAAAUAUAUCUACUUUAAUUUUAUGACGUUGAAAACGCCAUCGAGAUAAAAAUUAUUUACCGUUCUAAUACUUUCUUUUUUUUUUUACAAGCCAACAUUACUCGAUUGUGUAAAUAUGUUGGUGCUUUAUGUAAACAAGUAUUUUUUUUU